UUUUAAGCUAGACUCACAGCCGGAAUGGGUGCUCUGACAGCCAUGAACUGGCAUAAAACAUUUUGUUUUGGUCUGGUUUUGUCUUUAUACCUCUGCUACAAAGUGGAAGGUAGAGGAUUCAAUAUAGCAGUAAACAAUCCAUUCAUCAACCAUGCUACAGCCGAGGGAUUUGCGAGAUCUUUUGUGCGUAACAUUAUAACCUCCGGGGCAUUUGGAAGACAAGGAACAGCAGAUUUCGAAGAUAUAGUCGAAGAUCUUGUGACAGCAAUGAAAGACUCCUCUUACGGCAAAAAAGAAUCAUCUGCAAAAGUAAAAGCAAUGACGAUGGCUUUUGCAUCUUCUAUAGCAGAACUCAUAGUAAUAGAAGAUAGUGCAGAAAAUGACAUGCAACAGAAGACAGAAAUUAUAACAGAAGCACUAAGAGAAGCUUUUCUAGAAACUAUUGGAGUUGUGAAUGAAGAUUUUAUCUUGGAAAUAAAGAUUUUAGUUGAAUUGUUCUCAAAUGAAAACUUAAAUGAAGUAGAAAACCAGCAAGGAGGAGAACAGGGUUCCGGAGGAAAAACUUCUGGUGAACAAGGAGGAGAACAAUCUUCAUCCGGAGGACAAGGUGAAGAAAUACAAGUUGCAGCAUCCCAGGCAAUAGCAGUAAAGGGACCUUCGUCUGGUGGAUCAGGAGGUGGUCAGAAGCCGUCUGGAGGCCAAGGUGGACAGAAGCCAUCUGGGGGAGAAGGCGGAGAGCAACCAUCAUAUGGUGGAGAAGGCGGACCAUCUUCAGGAGGACAAGGUAGAGAACCAGAAGUUGCAGUGGCCCAAGCAAUAUCACUGACUCUACCAUCAUCUGGUGGUUCCGGAGGUGGUGAAAAGCCUUCUGGAGGACAGGGUGGAGAGAAGCCCUCAUCUGGAGGAGAAGGCGGAGAGCAACCAUCAUCUGGUGGAGAAGGCGGACCAUCUUCAGGAGGACAAGGUGGAGAACCAGAAGUGGCAGUGGCCCAAGCAAUAUCAGUGGAACUACCAUCAUCUGGCGGUUACGGAGGUGGUGAAAAGCCUUCUGGAGGAGAGGGUGGAGAGAAGCCCUCAUCUGGAGGAGAAGGCGGAGAGCAACCAUCAUCUGGUGGAGAAGGCGGACCAUCUUCAGGAGGACAAGGUGGAGGACCGGAAGUUGCAGCGGCCCAAGCAAUAUCACUGACUCUACCAUCAUCUGGUGGUUCCGGAGGUGGUGAAAAGCCUUCUGAAGGACAGGGUGGAGAGACGCCCUCAUCUGGAGGAGAAGGCGGAGAACAACCAUCAUCUGGUGGAGAAGGCGGACCAUCUUCAGGAGGACAAGGUGGAGAACCAGAAGUUGCAGUGGCCCAAGCAAUAUCAGUGGAACUACCAUCAUCUGGAGGUUCCGGAGGUGGUGAAAAGCCUUCUGAAGGACAGGGUGGAGAGACGCCCUCAUCUGGAGGAGAAGGCGGAGAGCAACCAUCAUCUGGUGGAGAAGGCGGACCAUCUUCAGGAGGACAAGGUGGAGAACCAGAAGUUGCAGUGGCCCAAGCAAUAUCAGUGGAACUGCCAUCAUCUGGUGGUUCCGGAGGUGGUGAAAAGCCUUCUGGAGGACAGGGUGGAGAGAAGCCCUCAUCUGGAGGAGAAGGCGGAGAGCAACCAUCAUCUGGUGGAGAAGGCGGACCAUCUUCAGGAGGACAAGGUGGAGAACCAGAAGUUGCAGUGGCCCAAGCAAUAUCAGUGGAACUACCAUCAUCUGGCGGUUCCGGAGGUGGUGAAAAGCCUUCUGAAGGACAGGGUGGAGAGACGCCCUCAUCUGGAGGAGAAGGCGGAGAACAACCAUCAUCUGGUGGAGAAGGCGGACCAUCUUCAGGAGGACAAGGUGGAGAACCAGAAGUUGCAGUGGCCCAAGCAAUAUCAGUGGAACUACCAUCAUCUGGUGGUUCCGGAGGUGGUGAAAAGCCUUCUGAAGGACAGGGUGGAGAGACGCCCUCAUCUGGAGGAGAAGGCGGAGAACAACCAUCAUCUGGUGGAGAAGGCGGACCAUCUUCAGGAGGACAAGGUGGAGAACCAGAAGUUGCAGUGGCCCAAGCAAUAUCAGUGGAACUACCAUCAUCUGGUGGUUCCGGAGGUGGUGAAAAGCCUUCUGGAGGACAGGGUGGAGAGAAGCCCUCAUCUGGAGGAGAAGGCGGAGAGCAACCAUCAUCUGGUGGAGAAGGCGGACCAUCUUCAGGAGGACAAGGUGGAGAACCAGAAGUUGCAGUGGCCCAAGCAAUAUCAGUGGAACUACCAUCAUCUGGCGGUUCCGGAGGUGGUGAAAAGCCUUCUGGAGGAGAGGGUGGAGAGAAGCCCUCAUCUGGAGGAGAAGGCGGAGAGCAACCAUCAUCUGGUGGAGAAGGCGAACCAUCUUCAGGAGGACAAGGUGGAGGACCAGAAGUUGCAGCGGCCCAAGCAAUAUCACUGACUCUACCAUCAUUUGGUGGUUCCGGAGGUGGUGAAAAGCCUUCUGAAGGACAGGGUGGAGAGACGCCCUCAUCUGGAGGAGAAGGCGGAGAACAACCAUCAUCUGGUGGAGAAGGCGGACCAUCUUCAGGAGGACAAGGUGGAGAACCAGAAGUUGCAGUGGCCCAAGCAAUAUCAGUGGAACUACCAUCAUCUGGUGGUUCCGGAGGUGGUGAAAAGCCUUCUGGAGGACAGGGUGGAGAGCAGCCCUCAUCUGGAGGAGAAGGCGGAGAGCAACCAUCAUCUGGUGGAGAAGGCGGACCAUCUUCAGGAGGACAAGGUGGAAAACCAGAAGUUGCAGUGGCCCAAGCAAUAUCAGUGGAACUACCAUCAUCUGGCGGUUCCGGAGGUGGUGAAAAGCCUUCUGGAGGAGGGGGUGGAGAGAAGCCCUCAUCUGGAGGAGAAGGCGGAGAGCAACCAUCAUCUGGUGGAGAAGGCGGACCAUCUUCAGGAGGACAAGGUGGAGGACCGGAAGUUGCAGUGGCCCAAGCAAUAUCAGUGGAACUACCAUCAUCUGACGGUUCCGGAGGUGGUGAAAAGCCUUCUGGAGGAGAGGGUGGAGAGAAGCCCUCAUCUGGAGGAGAAGGCGGAGAGCAACCAUCAUCUGGUGGAGAAGGCGGACCAUCUUCAGGAGGACAAGGUGGAGGACCGGAAGUUGCAGCGGUCCAAGCAAUAUCACUGACUCUACCAUCAUCUGGUGGUUCCGGAGGUGGUGAAAAGCCUUCUGAAGGAGAGGGUGGAGAGAAGCCCUCAUCUGGAGGAGAAGGCGGAGAACAACCAUCAUCUGGUGGAGAAGGCGGACCAUCUUCAGGAGGACAAGGUGGAGAACCAGAAGUUGCAGUGGCCCAAGCAAUAUCAGUGGAACUACCAUCAUCUGGUGGUUCCGGAGGUGGUGAAAAGCCUUCUGGAGGACAGGGUGGAGAGAAGCCCUCAUCUGGAGGAGAAGGUGGAGAACCAGAAGGUCCAGAAGCAAUUGCAGUAGCUGGACCAUCAUCUGGAGCUGGUGAUAGUGGAAAACCUUCUGGAGGACAAGGAGGAGAGAAGCCAUCAUCUGGAGGAGAAGGCGGAGAACCAGAAGGUCCGGAAGCAAUUGCAGUAGCUGGACCAUCAUCUGGUGGAUCUGGUGAUAGUGGAAAGCCUUCUGAAGAACAGGGUGGAGAGAAACCAUCUGGUGGAGAAGGCGGAGAGCAACCAUCAUCUGGUGGAGAAGGCGGAGAGCAACCAUCAUCUGGUGGAGAAGGCGGACCAUCUUCAGGAGGACAAGGUGGAGAACCAGAAGUUGCAGUGGCCCAAGCAAUAUCAGUGGAACUACCAUCAUCUGGUGGAUCCGGUGGUGGUGAAAAGCCUUCUGGUGGACAGGGUGGAGAGAAGCCCUCAUCUGGAGAAGGCGGAGAGAAACCAUCAUCUGGCGGAGAAGGGGGUCCAUCUUCAGGAGGACAAGGUGGAGGACCGGAAGUUGCAGUGGCCCAAGCAAUAUCAGUGGAAUUACCGUCACCUGGUGGUUCCGGAGGUGGUGAAAAGCCUUCUGGAGGACAGGGUGGAGAGAAGCCCUCACCUGGAGGAGAAGGCGGAGAACCAGAAGGUCCAGAAGCAAUUGCAAUAGCUGGACCAUCAUCUGGAGCUGGUGAUAGUGGAAAACCUUCUGGAGGACAAGGAGGAGAGAAGCCAUCAUCUGGAGGAGAAGGCGGAGAACCAGAAGGUCCAGAAGCAAUUGCAGUAGCUGGACCAUCAUCUGGUGGAUCUGGUGAUAGUGGAAAGCCUUCUGAAGAACAGGGUGGAGAGAAACCAUCAGGUGGACAAGGCGGAGAGCAACCAUCAUCUGGUGGAGAAGGCGGAGAGCAACCAUCAUCUGGUGGAGAAGGCGGAGAACCAGAAGGUCCAGAAGCAAUAGCAGUAGCUGAACCAUCAUCUGGUGAUUCUGGCGAAAUUGGAAAGCCUUCUGGAGGACAGGGUGGAGAGAAACCAUAUGGUGGAGAAGGCGGACAACAGCCUUCCGGUGGUCAAGGUGCAGAACCCGAAGUUGCAGUGGCCCAAGCAAUAUCAGUGGAACUACCAUCAUCCGGUGGUUCCGGAGGUGGUGAAAAGCCUUCUGGAGGACAGGGUGGAGAGAAGCCCUCAUCUGGAGGAGAAGGCGGAGAGCAACCAUCAUCUGGUGGAGAAGGUGGACCAUCUUCAGGAGGACAAGGUGGAGAACCAGAAGUUGCAGUGGCCCAAGCAAUAUCAGUGGAACUACCAUCAUCUGGUGGAUCCGGUGGUGGUGAAAAGCCUUCUGGUGGACAGGGUGGAGAGAAGCCCUCAUCUGGAGAAGGCGGAGAGAAACCAUCAUCUGGUGGAGAAGGGGGUCCAUCUUCAGGAGGACAAGGUGGAGGACCGGAAGUUGCAGUGGCCCAAGCAAUAUCAGUGGAAUUACCGUCACCUGGUGGUUCCGGAGGUGGUGAAAAGCCUUCUGGAGGACAGGGUGGAGAGAAGCCCUCACCUGGAGGAGAAGGCGGAGAACCAGAAGGUCCAGAAGCAAUUGCAGUAGCUGGACCAUCAUCUGGUGGAUCUGGUGAUAGCGGAAAGCCUUCUGAAGAACAGGGUGGAGAGAAACCAUCAGGUGGACAAGGCGGAGAGCAACCAUCAUCUGGUGGAGAAGGCGGAGAGCAACCAUCAUCUGGUGGAGAAGGCGGAGAACCAGAAGGUCCAGAAGCAAUAGCAGUAGCUGAACCAUCAUCUGGUGAUUCUGGCGAAAUUGGAAAGCCUUCUGGAGGACAGGGUGGAGAGAAACCAUCUGGUGGAGAAGGCGGACAACAGCCUUCCGGUGGUCAAGGUGCAGAACCCGAAGUUGCAGUGGCCCAAGCAAUAUCAGUGGAACUACCAUCAUCCGGUGGUUCCGGAGGUGGUGAAAAGCCUUCUGGAGGACAGGGUGGAGAGAAGCCCUCAUCUGGAGGAGAAGGCGGGGAGCAACCAUCAUCUGGUGGAGAAGGUGGACCAUCUUCAGGAGGACAAGGCGGAGGACCGGAAGUUGCAGUGGCCCAAGCAAUAUCAGUGGAACUACCAUCAUCUGGUGGAUCCGGUGGUGGUGAAAAGCCUUCUGGAGGACAAGGUGGAGAGAAGCCCUCAUCUGGAGGAGAAGGCGGGGAGCAACCAUCAUCUGGUGGAGAAGGCGGACCAUCUUCAGGAGGACAAGGCGGAGGACCGGAAGUUGCAGUGGCCCAAGCAAUAUCUGUGGAACUACCAUCAUCUGGUGGAUCCGGUAGUGAUGAAAAGCCUUCUGGAGGACAGGGUGGAGAGAAGCCCUCAUCUGAAGAAGGCGGAGAGAAACCAUCAUCUGGUGGAGAAGGGGGUCCAUCUUCAGGAGGACAAGGCGGAGGACCGGAAGUUGCAGUGGCCCAAGCAAUAUCAGUGGAAUUACCGUCACCUGGUGGUUCCGGAGGUGGUGAAAAGCCUUCUGGAGGACAGGGUGGAGAGACGCCCUCAUCUGGAGGAGAAGGCGGAGAACAACCAUCAUCUGGUGGAGAAGGCGGACCAUCUUCAGGAGGACAAAGUGGAGAACCAGAAGUUGCAGUGGCCCAAGCAAUAUCAGUGGAACUACCAUCAUCUGGUGGUUCCGGAGGUGGUGAAAAGCCUUCUGGAGGACAGGGUGGAGAGAAGCCCUCAUCUGGAGGAGAAGGCGGAGAGCAACCAUCAUCUGGUGGAGAAGGCGGACCAUCUUCAGGAGGACAAGGUGGAGAACCAGAAGUUGCAGUGGCCCAAGCAAUAUCAGUGGAACUACCAUCAUCUGGUGGUUCCGGAGGUGGUGAAAAGCCUUCUGGAGGACAGGGUGGAGAGAAGCCCUCAUCUGGAGGAGAAGGCGGAGAGCAACCAUCAUCUGGUGGAGAAGGCGGACCAUCUUCAGGAGGACAAGGUGGAAAACCAGAAGUUGCAGUGGCCCAAGCAAUAUCAGUGGAACUACCAUCAUCUGGCGGUUCCGGAGGUGGUGAAAAGCCUUCUGGAGGAGGGGGUGGAGAGAAGCCCUCAUCUGGAGGAGAAGGCGGAGAGCAACCAUCAUCUGGUGGAGAAGGCGGGCCAUCUUCAGGAGGACAAGGUGGAGGACCGGAAGUUGCAGUGGCCCAAGCAAUAUCAGUGGAACUACCAUCAUCUGACGGUUCCGGAGGUGGUGAAAAGCCUUCUGGAGGAGAGGGUGGAGAGAAGCCCUCAUCUGGAGGAGAAGGCGGAGAGCAACCAUCAUCUGGUGGAGAAGGCGGACCAUCUUCAGGAGGACAAGGUGGAGGACCGGAAGUUGCAGCGGUCCAAGCAAUAUCACUGACUCUACCAUCAUCUGGUGGUUCCGGAGGUGGUGAAAAGCCUUCUGAAGGAGAGGGUGGAGAGAAGCCCUCAUCUGGAGGAGAAGGCGGAGAACAACCAUCAUCUGGUGGAGAAGGCGGACCAUCUUCAGGAGGACAAGGUGGAGAACCAGAAGUUGCAGUGGCCCAAGCAAUAUCAGUGGAACUACCAUCAUCUGGUGGUUCCGGAGGUGGUGAAAAGCCUUCUGGAGGACAGGGUGGAGAGAUGCCCUCAUCUGGAGGAGAAGGCGGAGAGCAACCAUCAUCUGGUGGAGAAGGUGGACCAUCUUCAGGAGGACAAGGUGGAGAACCAGAAGUUGCAGUGGCCCAAGCAAUAUCAGUGGAACUACCAUCAUCUGGUGGUUCCGGAGGUGGUGAAAAGCCUUCUGGAGGACAGGGUGGAGAGAAGCCCUCAUCUGGAGGAGAAGGUGGAGAACCAGAAGGUCCAGAAGCAAUUGCAGUAGCUGGACCAUCAUCUGGAGCUGGUGAUAGUGGAAAACCUUCUGGAGGACAAGGAGGAGAGAAGCCAUCAUCUGGAGGAGAAGGCGGAGAACCAGAAGGUCCGGAAGGUGGAGAGAAACCAUCUGGUGGAGAAGGCGGAGAGCAACCAUCAUCUGGUGGAGAAGGCGGAGAACCAGAAGGUCCAGAAGCAAUAGCAGUAGCUGAACCAUCAUCUGGUGGUUCUGGCGAAAUUGGAAAGCCUUCUGGAGGACAGGGUGGAGAGAAACCAUAUGGUGGAGAAGGCGGACAACAGCCUUCCGGUGGUCAAGGUGGUGAAAAGCCUUCUGGAGGACAGGGUGGAGAGAAGCCCUCAUCUGGAGGAGAAGGCGGAGAGCAACCAUCAUCUGGUGGAGAAGGUGGACCAUCUUCAGGAGGACAAGGUGGAGAACCAGAAGUUGCAGUGGCCCAAGCAAUAUCAGUGGAACUACCAUCAUCUGGUGGAUCCGGUGGUGGUGAAAAGCCUUCUGGUGGACAGGGUGGAGAGAAGCCCUCAUCUGGAGAAGGCGGAGAGAAACCAUCAUCUGGUGGAGAAGGGGGUCCAUCUUCAGGAGGACAAGGUGGAGGACCGGAAGUUGCAGUGGCCCAAGCAAUAUCAGUGGAAUUACCGUCACCUGGUGGUUCCGGAGGUGGUGAAAAGCCUUCUGGAGGACAGGGUGGAGAGAAGCCCUCACCUGGAGGAGAAGGCGGAGAACCAGAAGGUCCAAAAGCAAUUGCAAUAGCUGGACCAUCAUCUGGAGCUGAACCAGAAGGUCCAGAAGCAAUUGCAGUAGCUGGACCAUCAUCUGGUGGAUCUGGUGAUAGUGGAAAGCCUUCUGAAGAACAGGGUGGAGAGAAACCAUCAGGUGGACAAGGCGGAGAGCAACCAUCAUCUGGUGGAGAAGGCGGAGAGCAACCAUCAUCUGGUGGAGAAGGCGGAGAACCAGAAGGUCCAGAAGCAAUAGCAGUAGCUGAACCAUCAUCUGGUGGUUCUGGCGAAAUUGGAAAGCCUUCUGGAGGACAGGGUGGAGAGAAACCAUCUGGUGGAGAAGGCGGACAACAGCCUUCUGGUGGUCAAGGUGCAGAACCCGAAGUUGCAGUGGCCCAAGCAAUAUCAGUGGAACUACCAUCAUCCGGUGGUUCCGGAGGUGGUGAAAAGCCUUCUGGAGUACAGGGUGGAGAGAAGCCCUCAUCUGGAGGAGAAGGCGGGGAGCAACCAUCAUCUGGUGGAGAAGGUGGACCAUCUUCAGGAGGACAAGGCGGAGGACCGGAAGUUGCAGUGGCCCAAGCAAUAUCAGUGGAACUACCAUCAUCUGGUGGAUCCGGUGGUGGUGAAAAACCUUCUGGAGGACAAGGUGGAGAGAAGCCCUCAUCUGGAGGAGAAGGCGGGGAGCAACCAUCAUCUGGUGGAGAAGGCGGACCAUCUUCAGGAGGACAAGGCGGAGGACCGGAAGUUGCAGUGGCCCAAGCAAUAUCUGUGGAACUACCAUCAUCUGGUGGAUCCGGUAGUGAUGAAAAGCCUUCUGGAGGACAGGGUGGAGAGAAGCCCUCAUCUGGAGAAGGCGGAGAGAAACCAUCAUCUGGUGGAGAAGGGGGUCCAUCUUCAGGAGUACAAGGUGGAGGACCGGAAGUUGCAGUGGCCCAAGCAAUAUCAGUGGAAUUACCGUCACCUGGUGGUUCCGGAGGUGGUGAAAAGCCUUCUGGAGGACAGGGUGGAGAGAAGCCCUCACCUGGAGGAGAAGGCGGAGAACCAGAAGGUCCAGAAGCAAUUGCAAUAGCUGGACCAUCAUCUGGAGCUGGUGAUAGUGGAAAACCUUCUGGAGGACAAGGAGGAGAGAAGCCAUCAUCUGGAGGAGAAGGCGGAGAACCAGAAGGUCCAGAAGCAAUUGCAGUAGCUGGACCAUCAUCUGGUGGAUCUGGUGAUAGUGGAACGCCUUCUGAAGAACAGGGUGGAGAGAAACCAUCAGGUGGACAAGGCGGAGAGCAACCAUCAUCUGGUGGAGAAGGCGGAGAACCAGAAGGUCCAGAAGCAAUAGCAGUAGCUGGACCAUCAUCUGGUGGUUCUGGCGAAAUUGGAAAGACUUCUGGAGGACAGGGUGGAGAGAAACCAUCUGGUGGAGAAGGCGGACAACAGCCUUCCGGUGGUCAAGGUGCAGAACCCGAAGUUGCAGUGGCCCAAGCAAUAUCAGUGGAACUACCAUCAUCUGGUGGAUCCGGUGGUGGUGAAAAGCCUUCUGGUGGACAGGGUGGAGAGAAGCCCUCAUCUGGAGGAAAAGGCGGAGAGCAACCAUCAUCUGGUGGAGAAGGCGGACCAUCUUCAGGAGGACAAGGUGAAGGACCGGAAGUUGCAGUGGCUCAAGCAAUAUCAGUGGAUCUACCAUCACCUGGUGGUUCCGGAGGUGGUGAAAAGCCUUCUGGAGGACAAGGUGGACAGAAGCCUUCAUCUGGAGGAGAAGGCGAAGAACCAGAAGGUCCAGAAGCAAUUGCAGUAGCUGGACCAUCAUCUGGAGGUGGUGAAAGUUUAAAACCUUCUGAAGGACAGGGUGCAGAGAAACCAUCUGGUGGAAAAGGCGAACAGCAGCCUUCAGGUUUAGAAGGUGGAGAAAAGCCCUCAUCUGGAGGAGAAGGCGGAGAACCAGAAGGUCCAGAAGCAAUAGCAGUAGCUGGACCGUUAUCUGGUGGUUCUGGGGAUAGUGGAAAGCCUUCUGGAGGACAAGGAGGAGAGAAGCCCUCAUCUGGAGGAGAAGGUGGAGAACCAGAAGGUCCAGAAGCAAUUGCAGUAGCUGAACCAUCAUCUGGUGGAUCUGGUGACGGUGGAAAGCCUUCUGAAGGACAGGGUGGAGAAAAACCAUCUGGUGGAGAAGGCGGAGAGCAACCAUCAUCUGGUGGAGAAGGCGGAGAGCAACCAUCAUCUGGUGGAGAAGGCGAACCAUCUUCAGGAGGACAAGGUGGCGAACCCGAAGUUGCAGUGGCCCAAGCAAUAUCUUUGAAACUACCAUCAUCUGGUGGAUCCGGUGGUGGUGAAAAGCCUUCUGGUGGACAGGGUGGAGAGAAGCCCUCAUCUGGAGGAGAAGGCGGAGAGCAGCCAUCAUCUGGUGGAGAAGGCGGACCAUCUUCAGGAGGACAAGGUGGCGAACCCGAAGUUGCAGUGGCCCAAGCAAUAUCUUUGGUGCUUCCAUCAUCUGGUGGAUCCGGUGGUGGCGAAAAGCCUUCUGAAGGACAGGGUGGAGAGAAGCCCUCAUCUGGAGGAGAAGGCGGAGAGCAACCAUCAUCUGGUGGAGAAGGCGGACCAUCUUCUGGAGGACAAGGUGGCGAACCCGAAGUGGCAGUGGCCCAAGCAAUAUCAGUGGAACUACCAUCAUCUGGUGACUCCGGAGGUGGUGAAAAGCCUUCUGGAGGACAGGGUGGAGAGAAGCCCUCAUCUGGAGGAGAAGUGGGAGAGCAACCAUCAUCUGGUGGAGAAGGCGGACCAUCUUCAGGAGGACAAGGUGGAGAACCCGAAGUUGCAGUGGCCCAAGCAAUAUCAGUGGAACUACCAUCAUCUGGUGGUUCCGGAGGUGGUGAAAAGCCUUCUGGAGGACAGGGUGGAGAGAAGCCCUCAUCUGGAGGAGAAGGCGGAGAGCAACCAUCAUCUGGUGGAGAAGGCGGACCAUCUUCAGGAGGACAAGGUGAAGGACCAGAAGUUGCAGUGGCUCAAGCAAUAUCAGUGGAUCUGCCAUCACCUGGUGGUUCCGGAGGUAGACAAAAGCCUUCUGGAGGACAAGGUGGACAGAAGCCUUCAUCUGGAGGAGAAGGCGGAGAACCAGAAGGUCCAGAAGCAAUUGCAGUAGCUGGACCAUCAUCUGGAGCUGGUGAUAGUGGAAAACCUUCUGGAGGACAGGGUGGAGAGAAACCAUCUGGUGGACAAGGCGGACAGCAGCCUUCAGGUGGAGAAGGUGGAGAAAAGCCCUCAUCUGGAAGAGAAGGCGGAGAACCAGAAGGUCCAGAAGCAAUUGCAGUAGCUGAACCAUCAUCUGGUGGAUCUGGUGAUAGUGAAAAGCCUUCUGAAGGACAGGUCGGAGAAAAACCAUCUGGUGGAGAAGGCGGAGAGCAACCAUCAUCUGGUGGAGAAGGCGGACCAUCUUCAGGAGGACAAGGUGGCGAACCCGAAGUUGCAGUGGCCCAAGCAAUAUCUUUGGAACUACCAUCAUCUGGUGGUUCCGGAGGUGGUGAAAAGCCUUCUGGAGGACAGGGUGGAGAGAAGCCCUCAUCUGGAGAAGGCGGAGAGCAACCAUCAUCUGGUGGAGAAGGCGGACCAUCUUCAGGAGGACAAGGUAAAGGACCGGAAGUUGCAGUGGCUCAAGCAAUAUCAGUGGAUCUGCCAUCACCUGGUGGUUCCGGAGGUGGACAAAAGCCUUCUGGAGGACAAGGUGGACAGAAGCCUUCAUCUGAAGGAGAAGGCGGAGAACCAGAAGGUCCAGAAGCAAUUGCAGUAGCUGGACCAUCAUCUGGAGCUGGUGAUAGUGGAAAACCUUCUGGAGGACAGGGUGGAGAGAAACCAUCUGGUGGACAAGGCGGACAGCAGCCUUCAGGUGGCGAAGGUGGAGAAAAGCCCUCAUCUGGAGGAGAAGGCGGAGAACCAGAAGGUCCAGAAGCAAUAGCAGUAGCUGGACCGUUAUCUGGUGGUUCUGGGGAUAGUGGAAAGCCUUCUGGAGGACAAGGAGGAGAGAAGCCCUCAUCUGAAGGAGAAGGCGGAGAACCAGAAGGUCCAGAAGCAAUUGCAGUAGCUGGACCAUCAUCUGGUGGAUCUGGUGAUAGUGGAAAGCCUUCUGAAGGACAGGGUGGCGAAAAACCAUCUGGUGGACAAGGCGAACCAUCUUCAGGAGGACAAGGUGGCGAACCCGAAGUUGCAGUGGCCCAAGCAAUAUCUUUGGAACUACCAUCAUCUGGUGGUUCCGGAGGUGGUGAAAAGCCUUCUGGAGCACAAGGUGGACAGAAGCCUUCAUCUGGAGGAGAAGGCGGAGAACCAGAAGGUCCAGAAGCAAUUGCAGUAGCUGGACCAUCAUCUGGAGCUGGUGAUAGUGGAAAACCUUCUGAAGGACAGGGUGGAGAGAAACCAUCUGGUGGACAAGGCGGACAGCAGCCUUCAGGUGGAGAAGGUGGAGAAACGCCCUCAUCUGGAGGAGAAGGCGGAGAACCAGAAGGUCCAGAAGCAAUAGCAGUAGCUGGACCGUUAUCUGGUGGUUCUGGGGAUAGUGGAAAGCCUUCUGGAUUACAAGGAGGAGAGAAGCCCUCAUCUGAAGGAGAAGGCGGAGAACCAGAAGGUCCAGAAGCAAUUGCAGUAGCUGGACCAUCAUCUGGUGGAUCUGGUGAUAGUGGAAAGCCUUCUGAAGGACAGGGUGGAGAAAAACCAUCUGGUGGAGAAGGCGGAGAGCAACCAUCAUCUGGUGGAGAAGGCGGAUCAUCUUCAGGAGGACAAGGUGGCGAACCCGAAGUUGCAGUGGCCCAAGCAAUAUCUUUGGAACUACCAUCAUCUGGUGGAUCCGGUGGUGGUGAAAAGCCUUCUGGAGGACAGGGUGGAGAGAAGCCCUCAUCUGGAGGAGAAGGCGGAGAGCAGCCAUCAUCUGGUGGAGAAGGCGGACCAUCUUCAGGAGCACAAGGUGGCGAACCCGAAGUUGCAGUGGCCCAAGCAAUAUCUUUGGUACUUCCAUCAUCUGGUGGAUCCGGUGGUGGCGAAAAGCCUUCUGAAGGACAGGGUGGAGAGAAGCCUUCAUCUGGAGGAGAAGGCGGAGAACCAGAAGGUCCAGAAGCAAUUGCAGUAGCUGGACCAUCAUCUGGAGCUGGUGAAAGUGGAAAACCUUCUGGAGAACAGGGUGGAGAGAAACCAUCUGGUGGACAAGGCGGACAGCAGCCUUCAGGUGGCGAAGAUGGAGAAAAGCCCUCAUCUGGAGGAGAAGGCGGAGAACCAGAAGGUCCAGAAGCAAUAGCAGUAGCUGGACCGUUAUCUGGUGGUUCUGGGGAUAGUGGAAAGCCUUCUGGAGGACAAGGAGGAGAGAAGCCCUCAACUGGAGGAGAAGGCGGAGAACCAGAAGGUCCAGAAGCAAUUGCAGUAGCUGGACCAUCAUCUGGUGGAUCUGGUGAUAGUGGAAAGCCUUCUGAAGGACAGGGUGGCGAAAAACCAUCUGGUGGACAAGGCGGACCAUCUUCAGGAGGACAAGGUGGCGAACCCGAAGUUGCAGUGGCCCAAGCAAUAUCUUUGGAUCUACCAUCAUCUGGUGGUUCCGGAGGUGGUGAAAAGCCUUCUGGAGGACAAGGUGGACAGAAGCCUUCAUCUGGAGGAGAAGGCGGAGAACCAGAAGGUCCAGAAGCAAUUGCAGUAGCUGGACCAUCAUCUGGAGCUGGUGAUAGUGGAAAACCUUCUGAAGGACAGGGUGGAGAGAAACCAUCUGGUGGACAAGGCGGACAGCAGCCUUCAGGUGGAGAAGGUGGAGAAACGCCCUCAUCUGGAGGAGAAGGCGGAGAACCAGAAGGUCCAGAAGCAAUAGCAGUAGCUGGACCGUUAUCUGGUGGUUCUGGGGAUAGUGGAAAGCCUUCUGGAGGACAAGGAGGAGAGAAGCCCUCAUCUGAAAGAGAAUGCGGAGAACCAGAAGGUCCAGAAGCAAUUGCAGUAGCUGGACCAUCAUCUGGUGGAUCUGGUGAUAGUGGAAAGCCUUCUGAAGGACAGGGUGGAGAAAAACCAUCUGGUGAAGAAGGCGGAGAGCAACCAUCAUCUGGUGGAGAAGGCGGAGAGCAACCAUCAUCUGGUGGAGAAGGCGGACCAUCUUCAGGAGGACAAGGUGGCGAACCCGAAGUUGCAGUGGCCCAAGCAAUAUCAGUGGAACUACUGUCAUCUGGUGGAGGUGGUCAAAAACCUUCUGGAGGACAGGGUGGACAGAAACCUUCAUCUGGAGGAAAAGGGGAAAUCUCCAGCAGUUUAGAAGCUGAAGAAGAGGCUGAAGUUGCAGAGGUUGUAAAUUCCAUACUUGCAUUAUUAGAAAAGGAAGGAAUAAUUGAUGUUCCUCAAAAACCAGCAAAACAACAAGGAAAACAACCUUCAUCUGGUGGACAAGAAGGAGAACAACCUUUAUCUAGAGAGGGAGGUACAGAAGAACCUGAAUCUGAAGAAGAAGGAGGCGUUCCAGAUGUUGCAGCAGCACAGGCGCUAGCUGUGCUUGCACCAUCAUCUGGAGGUUCUGAUGGUGGACAGCAGUCAUCCGGCGACCAAAGUGGAGAGGAACCUUCAUCUGGAGGCCAAGGUGGAGAGCCAGAAGUUGCAGCAGCCCAAGCAGUAUCAGUCACUGGAACAUCAUCUGGCGGUUCAGAGAACGGUCAGCAAACCUCUGGUGGAGCGCAAGGUAGCCAAGAGGGACUUUGCUCCUGCUCUCUUGAAAGUUUAUCGUUGACCAAAAUUUUGCGUUCAGGUAGUACGCUUUCUAGAGUUGUCGAACUGAUUAACGGCUUCGUCAAUUCACUUUCUUCUGGACAAAAUAGUUUCGAUUAUAAUGAAUUUGGAAACCUUGUCUCGGAUCUGUUUUCGUCAUUGUUAGAGGAAAAUCCAGAGGAGUCUUCUUGUUCUUUGUUUGUACAAAUAAUUUUGGAAACACUAAUAUCUAGCAUUCAUCUCCUGAAGAAUGCUGAAAUUGGUCCUCUUUCAAAUCUGCCAUCGAAUAUCGAGAUUGAAGACGUUCUUUCGCAACUUAAAAAUUCUGUGCUGAAAUUAUGAGAAAGUAAUGACGUAAACGUCAAUUACGAGUUUAUUUUUGAAAUUUGUAUUGUUUCUUAAUUGAAAAAUAAAUUUCAUCUCAUACUGAA
Molecule: messenger RNA, 15095 nt
Organism: Uloborus diversus
Lineage: Eukaryota; Metazoa; Arthropoda; Arachnida; Araneae; Uloboridae
Product: hornerin-like
Exons: 6
Coding region: 25-15006 (4993 amino acids)
Source: RefSeq, a predicted model, not a curated record